Molecule: messenger RNA, 445 nt
Organism: Gamsiella multidivaricata
Lineage: Eukaryota; Fungi; Mortierellomycota; Mortierellomycetes; Mortierellales; Mortierellaceae
Exons: 3
Coding region: 93-275 (60 amino acids)
Biological process (GO): mitochondrial respiratory chain complex I assembly
Cellular component (GO): mitochondrion
Source: RefSeq, a predicted model, not a curated record
CAUGUCAUGUGAUAUGUCGACUUGGUGGUAUCCACCAGGGACUCAACUUCGGAGGAGCACUUUGCACAGCAGGAACCUGGAAGUUACUCGCCAUGUCUAAACCAAGGAGAACUGUCGCUGCAUUCUCGACCAGCAUCGCAGCGUGCGCACCGACAGCAACUGCAUAUGGCGCUUGUAUCUCAGCAACGAUGAGCGAUGUGCACAAAGGUGUCUGUGAAAAGGAAUUCAUUGCCUUCAAGGAGUGUGUCCAGACGUCUAUGAAACGGAAGUGGUAAUGCCACACAUAGUACGAAACACAUGAAGUCCACGCCAAACCAACGCCGAUGAGCCAAUUCAUCAAACACAGGAGGAAGGGAUAGCGCCUUUUUCUCAGAUCAGUUGGCAGGCCUUUUAUAAGUGUCAGUUUCAGUAUCAAAAACAAAUGUGCAAAAAAAAAAAAAAAAAA